CUCCGCGCAACCAAACGCGACCCGAGGUGGCGGAGGACCCGCGCGUCGCGGUUCCACCGUCGCGGCCGUCUGCUGUGUUUUCUAGCCCAAGUCCAGAGCUUUCUUGGUUCAAUUUCUUCAGCUCCCAUUGGAUGACACAUAUUAGAAAACGGCCUCAGGGUCUAGCCAGCUGUAUAUAGACUUCAAUGAAUCCUCCUUCUACUUCCAAAUGUCACUUCAUGGAUUCCUUUGGGCAACCCAGACCAGAAGAUAACCAGUCAGUAGUUAGCAGAAUGCAAAAGAAAUACUGGAAAACUAAACAGGUCUUUAUCAAAGCAACAGGAAAAAAGGAGGAUGAGCACGUGGUAGCAUCUGACGCUGAACUGGAUGCUAAACUCGAGGUUUUUCACUCCAUUCAAGAGACAUGCACUGAACUUCUGAAGAUAGUUGAGAAAUAUCAACUAAGACUUAAUGUCAUAUCAGAGGAAGAAAACGAGCUAGGACUCUUUUUAAAGUUUCAAGCAGAACGUGAUACAACGCAAGCUGGUAAAAUGAUGGAUGCUGCUGGCAAGGCACUCUGUUCUUCAGCCAAGCAGAGAUUGGCCCUGUAUACUCCUCUGUCUCGUCUUAAGCAAGAAGUGGCAACAUUCAGUCAAAGGGCAGUGUCUGAUACCUUGGUGACAAUUAAUCGGAUGGAGCAAGCACGCACAGAAUACAGAGGAGCGCUGCUGUGGAUGAAAGAUGUAUCCCAAGAGCUGGACCCAGACACCCUAAAACAAAUGGAAAAGUUCCGAAAAGUACAGGUCCAAGUGAGAAAUAGCAAAGCUUCUUUUGACAAGUUAAAGAUGGAUGUUUGUCAGAAAGUGGAUUUACUUGGAGCUAGUCGCUGCAAUAUGUUAUCCCAUUCACUCACUACCUACCAGAGGACACUGCUUGGAUUCUGGGAGAAAACAGCUCAAUUGAUGUCCCAGAUCCAUGGGGCCAGUACUGGCUUUCAUCUAUAUGAUUUUGUAGCUCUCAAGCAACUACAAGACACUCCAAGCAAGCUUACUGAAGACCACAAAGAAGAACAAAUAGAAAACAGUUCUCUCACUGAAAACCUCAAUAAGUUAGUUUUGUCAGAUGAGGAAGUGAGCUUGGGAAGUAAACCAGCAGCCAAAGAUCACAAGGAAAAGCAUUUUCAAAUAAGAGAAUUUGGAACACCUCAGGUUUCUAACUAUGAAAAUGUUGCAAAAGAUUUACCUGUUGAUUCACUGGAAGAUGAUUUUGAGAAAGAAUUCUCAUUUCUGAACAACUUGCUAAGUCCUGGUUCUUCAAGUACUGUUGAAUUUACCCAAGAAUGCCAGCCAGCCUUUGGGAUCCCAGGCACCAGCCUCACGUUCCAGGAGCCUUCUGUGGGAUCUGAGCCUCUUGCUCAUUCCUCGCGAUUCCUUCCUUCACAGCUGUUUGAUCUUGGCCUUCAUGCUGCUGGAGCUUUCAACAGCUGGGCCUCCCAAGGGGGAUUAGAAGUUCCUCUUUCAAAUACUGAUAACCAGCCAGUGCCUUCACAGAGUCCAAAGAAAUUAACAAAGUCUCCCAGCAAUGGUAACCAAGACAUGUCAGCCUGGUUCAGUCUGUUUGCAGACUUGGAUCCACUUUCAAACCCAGAUGCUAUUGGACACUCAGAUGAUGAACUUCUUAAUGCUUGAUUGAAAUUAUGUCG
Molecule: messenger RNA, 1681 nt
Organism: Hyaena hyaena (striped hyena)
Lineage: Eukaryota; Metazoa; Chordata; Mammalia; Carnivora; Hyaenidae
Gene: ICA1L
Product: islet cell autoantigen 1 like
Exons: 14
Coding region: 186-1667 (493 amino acids)
Biological process (GO): regulation of transport
Cellular component (GO): Golgi apparatus
Molecular function (GO): protein domain specific binding
Source: RefSeq, a predicted model, not a curated record